This is a messenger RNA of Syngnathus acus (greater pipefish), 1566 nucleotides long. RefSeq names its product nudix (nucleoside diphosphate linked moiety X)-type motif 9 (gene nudt9). The transcript has 8 exons. Gene Ontology annotation, molecular function: ADP-ribose diphosphatase activity. The coding region runs from base 104 to 1147 and encodes 347 amino acids. Lineage: Eukaryota; Metazoa; Chordata; Actinopteri; Syngnathiformes; Syngnathidae. The record is from RefSeq and is a predicted model, not a curated record.
UCAUGACGAAGUCAGUGAGUGUACUUCCUGGUUACGUCGCGAAUGGUACGCGACAAGUUGUUUAUAGAAAAAGCACGAAUUUAUUGAAUACUUUCGUCUAGGAAUGAUACGUUUUGUACUGCGAAAAAACUGGAUUAUCCCGAUUCGUUUAGCGCUCACCAUUUUGGACUUCCCGUAUACAGUCAGCACUUACGGACUCAGGGCUGUCAUCCCCUGCUCAGUUGGCCAUCCUUUCAGAGUCAAUCAAUCAAUCGCUCUCAUCAGUUCAAGUUGUUCCAACUGCUCCAAGAGUGUCUGCACAAUGAGAGCUUCAGCACACAUAAAGUCCAGAUGCCCCGAGUACCCAGCCUCCCAAAUCAAGCGCUUCCCAGUGAGUGAUUCCCAGGUGGACUGGAGUCAGAACUUCCCAGGAUAUGAGCCAAUCAACUAUACUCAUCUUUCAGUGGUGAAAAAGCCAAUAUGGGCAGAUCCUGAAAUUGGUUUAUUCUCUCCACAGUUCAAUACUUUGGAUGGGUCCGUGGACAGAAGAAGCUUUGAGGGCUGCUACAAAGUGGAAGAUGGAAAGCCACUAAAUCCUCAUGGACGCACGGGGAUGAUCGGUAGAGGUUUGCUGGGGCGAUGGGGACCCAAUCAUGCUGCAGAUCCUAUUGUCACAAGAUGGAAAGUAGAUGCCAAAGGAGAAAGGAUUCUUCACCAUGUUUCCAAAAAGCCCAUCCUGCAAUUUGUAUCCAUCAAGAGAAAAGAUUGUGGGGAGUGGGCCAUUCCAGGCGGGAUGGUAGAUCCAGGGGAGCAGGUUUCUCUCACACUUCAGCGAGAGUUUUCUGAAGAGGCUUUGAAUUCGCUGGGAGUACCGCCAUUAGAAAAAUCAAAAAUUCAUGAGCGCAUCACCCAACUCUUCAAAUCAUCCGGUUAUGAGGUCGUUAAGGGAUAUGUAGAUGACCCUAGAAACACUGAUAAUGCUUGGAUGGAGACUGUUGCGGUCAACUUCCAUGAUGAAAAUGGCAACAGUGUGAGCGAGCUGCCGUUGCAAGCUGGCGAUGACGCAGGCCAAGUACAGUGGGUUGAUGUGGACACGUCCUUCCCACUCUACGCGAGCCAUUCUCAUUUACUGGAGCUUGUUGCCAAAGAGAGGAAAUCCCACUGGUAGUCAAUGUAGGAAACAUUUGUGCACUGACAUCUUGAAGUGUGUUUUCGAAAUGAAAGACAACUGUAUCGAUUUUCUUUUGGUAAGAAACAAAAUCAGAUUUGUCAGUGUCUCUCCUGUGUGUGUAUUACACGCACACUGUGCAGUAACAUCUGAUCCGGGGGAAGCUUAACAUGCGACAGGACAAGGAGAACAUUAUUUCUGUUGGAGAGAAAAUUAUGCUAAUAUAUUCAUUGUGUACGAGAAUCACAUUAACCCAAUGUGGUCAUGCGAGAACAACACAAUUAGCUUAAUUAAUUUAAAGAUGAUAAGAGUACAAUCACAAUGAACUUUCAUAGAUUGAUCUUUACAUGUGAAUAUAAAUGACUGAACACGUUUUUGUUUUUUCUCACGCAAUAAAUGACAAGGAUGUAUGUACAUUA